GUGUGGAUGGUAGGCCAAACCGUAGAGAUAAAGCUCCGUUUUCAAAUUUCUCCGGCGUAGUGUGGACGCUGCCUAAGCUGUAACGAACAGCCUCGUACGUCAAGAUUCAAUUCCUUCAAGGAAUACAUGCAUGGGCGUAAUGGAACAAUGAUAAGUUCAUAAUUUAAGAUAAUUUGGCGCCUGUGUGGACCAGUGCAUAAGAUCAAUUGAUAAAAUGAAGUUCGUAUAAUAGGACUUUUAACGCUGAAAGCACUCAUGGCGGUCAUUUGGUGAAAUUAAUUAAACAGUUAUGGCCUAAGUAGUGUAAAAUUCUAUCAAAUUCUAUCGUAUAUUUGUUGGUCACAAGUGUUUUUUAGAGGUUUAUCUCGAUUUCAUUGUCUAACUUUAAACAUCAUUGUCCAAAAAUACGUCUUAAUCUUUCGGCUUUUUUUUUUCCAAUGCAGUCAAUUUAGUCUGGGCUAAUACAUCUCAAAGUGUUAUCUUGGCGCGCUUAAAGCAAUUUGUUUGCUUUAUCGACAAAGUUUACAAGUUUAUCUAUUUCGUGGAUCUUAAUCUUGAGGUAAAACAAUCAGCCUGUUAUCCGUAUUGCAAUUAAUCGAUUACAUAUCAGAAAGACUAGUCCAAACAAUUUGCGGUGGUAUUGUGCACGUAAAGGUAAUUGUUUUUCGCUCCAGGCGGUUAAUGUCGGAUUAAAAUAACUAUGAUUCAUUGAAGCCAAAGCAGUUUCUUCGUGCACUUGCUAUCCAGCACAAAUCCAUUGAGUUUUUAAAUCAAAAUUGGUUAUAUUUUUUUGUACUGUUUCCGCUUUUAAAGCCUUUUGCGUUGGAAAUAAUUGCUAGAAUACAUUAGUUUAUGUAAACAUGUGGAACAAAAUGUUUAAGGAACACUCAGACUUCAGACACAAAAAUGUCUAGUCAGGCGCUCUUCCGAUGUUUUAGGUAUAAAAAAACCGCUUAGUCAUGGCAAAUCGGAUUUUACAUUAUACAGCAAAUGUCUUCCUUAUCUCGUGCGAAUAAUCAGAGUCGCAGUUACGUGCCAUUCAUAUGAAGGAAAUUGAAUCUUCCACUUCGUCUCUGUCUCUCUUUAUUCCGUCGUAAAACUUGACAUAAGCAGAAGGGAAUCGAGCCACGAUCCUGAUUUAGCUUAUGACAACAUGUAAAUUCUCUUAACUGGUAAACAAACACUUCAGUUUAUGUCAGUUGUGAGAAUUGAGAUGUUCGUCUCGUCUCCCAUCUCCUUUAGAUUUCAUUGCAAUUGAUAAUGUAAAAGGAUAUUUUUUAUGAAGGCACGAAACUAUUGUAGCGAGCUUGGACAAUUCACAAUAUUAUUUUAUGGGUCGCCGCGGUCGACCCCUUAGACAAAUGCGUCUUUUAAGACUUUUGAUCGCAGUAAAAGGCAUUUUUCUGAGACAGAAAAUGUGUGGCCACGCCUGCAGACAUUUAGAAAGGUGAAGCGAGUUCGAUUAAAAGUUUGAUUAAAAAGGUGGGCUUAAUUAAAGGAGAUGUCAUUUGGUCUUAAUGUGGGAAAAAUGCAUAAUGAGUGAAAUGAAUUCUUACUUUUGAAGAGUUAACGUUUUGCAGUUUCAACAUGUUAAUGCCUCGUCUAUCUGGUGCGAUUCCCUUGGCCGGAAUUGAAACCUGUGGUUGCCAUUACGGCGUGAAAUUGAAACCACGGUUCCUUGUUAAUUUUUCAUAUCCGUUGGUUCUGUUGCAGAUUGUUUGAAGCUUGCAUCAUGUCACUUUAUUAGACGUAUUACUAUAUUGUACUAUUCUCAGUUGAGAGUGUUUUUGUUGUCGAAAUACCUUCUUAGAAGCGUGCUCUUGUAUCUAUCAAACGGUUUUAAUGGGAAAGGAUCGCAUGAGGUUUGGAGAAAGUUUUCCUUUCUGCUUUUAAAAAACUUGAUUUCGCGAUUAGAUAAAUGCCGCACCCCAAACAAAUGAGCUAAAACGUAUCUAUUUAGCGCUUGAUUCACAAAAUACAAAAAAUGUAUGCAAAUAGAGGGAAUUGAGUGAUUUUUCCCCUAUUUCGCAUCCCCUGCUUGUGUAAUGUAACGAUGACCGCGGUUGCAAAUUCGCGGAAAUUAUGAUAACAGAACGGACAUUUAUUAUACCAUUUAUUUCCCGGUCUUUGUUCCAUGAUAAAAUAAAACCCAAUUUGGCUUAAUCCAAUUUAAGUUAAUUACCUUUUUUCAAAACCCUUGACUAAAAUAUCAAGGCCUUAGGCGAUCCUUCUAUUUUAAUAGUUUUAUGUUUUGCUUUUGACAAAUUCAAUGGGGAAGCAACAUGAGAAGUAAAAUAAUUUAUGUGGUGAUGUUUUUUUUUCCGUGUCACCGCGCGCCAGGUAAAUUUUGGCGGGAAAUGAGGCAGUCGACGUCACCUGCUUGCCGCCUUUACACCCCUUGCGGCGCCGGUCCGACUAAUUAUUAUUAUUAUUUGACUUCUGGCUAAAAGGGUUGGCCUUUCGUUAUUUCAUAUUUUUUCCUGUUUUCUCGAUAUAGAAAGAUAACUCCUGAAAGAAUAAAUCCACAAGCUCGGUUUGCCCAUUGUUUAAACUUAGUUUUACGAUAAUGCCGAAUAACAUUUGUCGAAAAAUACACGAUUUCAUUUGGGAAUGUUUGUAAAGUCUUUAAUUUUCGGGAGCUUAAUUUCGUUUGAAAUGGCAUUUACCUAAUGUAGAUUUUUUUUUUUACCAAAAAUUGGUUUUAUGAACUAUUUGAAGAAGCUUCGCUGCUUUAUCCUCGCUUCCAUUUUCAGUUUUCAAAGUUCAAUAUUCAUAAGAAUCUUAUUCGUUGACAGAAGUUUUCUAUAACGUAGUGAAGAGUCCUUUUUCGGUGUAGCUUUUUUCUCGUUAAUUGAUGUUUGCAAACAUCCUGUUUUCUGGUAGCUUCCCGCACAAUGCAAGUGAAAACUGUUAUUUGACUAAGGGUCCCUGUUUUCUGACUACCCUGGGCGCGACCCUUCAAUGAAAUAAUUUUAUUCGUUGUGAAAACAAAAAAAAGUAUCUUUCAACUAUCAUUCUCGCUUAUCCGAAAAUUUGUUUGCUGUCCAAGAUUUGCCUGCUUCACUUGAGCACUAACCGUGCCUUAAUUUGCAUUUUACAUGAAAAUUUCCCAAAUGGUUAUUGUACGAAUUUACGUAUGUCACAUUAUGUGACGCACUGUUGUGUCUAGCCAUGCCAGUUUGCGUUCCAUUAGCCUUUUCCUUGUUAUCGGCCUUUUUAGUUUUCUCCAGUGGCUACGUAUGAUCUUUUCACGCCAAAUGCAAAUCGAAUGCGAUGUUGUUUUGGUUGUCAAGAACGUUUUUAACCCCGGCCGAUGGUACAUCGAAAAUAAUAAAUUGAUCUUGUCAGUUUUAGAGAUUAUUAUCUGUGUAAAAAUCUUUGCCCACCUAGGUCACCCUAGCAUGAUAGAUCAUAUCAAAGCAAACCCAUACUGCGUGCUAAAGAGUUUUAAUUGAUGACCUCAGUAGCGAUUUCGUCUCCCACUUAAAAUGUCGUCGGUUUUAGCUUGGAUUUCCCGGCUCUUUCUUGCUGUUUUUUAUCGUGAAAAAAGUUGAUACACUGUAAGUUUUAAAAAAUUUUACAAAAAUUUCCUGCUUGUCUCUGUAAUUAUUUUUUGUUUGUUCUAGCAUUGCUACGGAAAAAAAUUGGAUUUUAUGUGUUGUGUUCUGCCGGGCCGCCAUAUGUUAGUGGGACGUUCUGUUUAUCAUCCAUUUACACGGAUUUUCGUGGCAAUCUUUUCGUUUAGUCCACUCUGAUAGAUUAUGAAUAAAUUUUCUCUUCAUGUUCCGCCUAAUCAGGUGAAAAUUCGCCAACACUGUCCGAAAGCUUGGCAACGAAAAUUUCCGUCUCCUGAAGAUUUCCCGCGAAGGAAUCGAAAGCGAUUUUCGUUUACUUCAUUUUUUUUCCAAUCAGGAAUUUUGAUUUUUCACUUUUAAGUGCUUGUCCACCGAGGUCCUCUUCUACAAUAGUUGUCUGUCAGCAAUCUUUCCACGGUAAAGUGGUUUCACUUAGAAAUAAUUUUUUGUGAGUAUUCAAAGUUCCAAUUACAGGUGUCCGAUCUGAAGGCGAAUAUAUGUAUACAGACACUGAGCGUUUACUUAACCAAUAAGCUUACUUUCUCGUCAUUUUCAAACCACACGCAUGUUGAGCGAGACUUGUCUCUAAAAUAUAAUUGUUAAGAUCUUGGUUGCAUUUUCUUUUUUUUUUUUGGUGGCCUCCGGGCAUCAUUAAUUUGAAAGCAUUAUUUUUCGUACAACACGAUACCUUUGUUCUGUUUAAUUCUAAAGUAAUUCAGUCUUUUUUUGUUGUUGUUUUUCUGUGUUUUGUUCUUGAUUUAAAAUCAAUACAUGUUUUUAUAUAUCAAUGUUGCGCGAAUUGACGUUUUUACUGAAGAAAAGUACCCAGGCUUUCAAAGAGUUUUACCAUCAAUAGGGCAGUGUUUAGUUACCAAGAGCGAUGAUGAAAAUCUUUGACUUUCACAUUCAAACCUUGCAGAAGUCAAAGUUGCAGCUAAUUUAUGCCUCGUUCUAAUUGUGCUCGUCGGCUCGAGCGAAAUGCCAAAAAUUUGAAUAUGGCCUGGCGUUCGUUUAUCGUUCAUCAACUUCCCAUCCUAUCCAUUAGAACAACAUUGUCAUUUAAAUGACAUGACCGGUGAUUACUCUUGCGAGAAAACAAAACGCCAACCUCUGCUAUUGCUGCAAGAUUGGCGUUGUUUUUUUCUUUUUGUUAUUGCCCAAUCUCGUUCUUGAGCUUGUAUCUGUGUAACUCACAUAAUACGUCAUCGUGGUUUUGGAGAGUUAUUUGGUGGGAUCAUCUGUCAGGCGCAAUUAGUUUUGGCUCGUUCGCCACGGGAAACCGCGACGACUACGCUAGUUAAUUGAGACAACGGGCGGCAAAAUUGUCGCUCAGUAGGGAAGGAUCGAUCGCUAAAUUAACCCUCUGGAGGGCUACGAAGUCAGUGUUAUUGAGGCGACAGGGAGGAGGCAGAACUAAACCUUGUGUCACCCUCAAAGAGCUUCACCGCGCUGCGCUAUUUUAGUGCUACAAUUGGCGUGUUUGUCAUCGACGCCAAGAGCCUCGAAGUCAACAAGACGAUUUACAGUCUGCCAGAGCAGAUUAGUAUUCAAUUGGUAGAGUAUCGUUACGUUUCGUUAUCAAGCCUCUCUGCGGUAUUAUCCGCGCCAACUUUGCUUCCUUUGGUGCGAAAAUUGGACACACAAGGCUGUGGAUCGCGGGCAAUUUGAACAUUCAUAAGUGCGAUCACAGUGCUGACUGGGGACUGAGGAAGCUCGGCGAGUUUUGAACGUUUCGGCGCGAACUAAGAUCUUUCUCAUCUUUAAGUUAAUCCGCGCUACUUCAACAUGAAUUCAUCAGAUCUACCCGCGGUUGUUUCAACUCUGAACAGAAGCGGAAGCGACGCGAGCAGUCCUGAGACAUUUCAGUUCUACAUCGAACCGUUCGCAGCGCAGCUUGUUCGUUUCAUUUUGGACGCCGUGAUUUUCAUAGCUGGCGUUCUUGGCAAUGGGCUGGUGUGUGUGGUGGUGAUUAAAGAGAAUCUUCACCGUUCCCUGGCUUACUGCCUGAUUCUAAACUUGGCCAUCAGUGAUCUUGGCGUCCUCCUCUUUAGCCUUCCAUUUGGAGUCUUGCGCACAGAAGAUGUGAGCUGGCCGCUCGGGGAAUUCGGCUGCAAAGUGCUGUACCCGCUAAGCGACGUUUUCCAUGGGGUUUCCAUCGCCAGUAUCACCGCCAUUGCAGUGUUUCGCUAUCGGGGGAUUAUUUCAGGGCACGGGUUGAGCCACAAAGGGGCAAUGAGAACAGUCAGGAUUGUGAUCCUGUUAAUUUGGGUUCUGUCGUUUUUGCUCUUUGUGGUGCCGUUAUUUUUUGUCAUGUAUUACGUGGAAAGUGGAGACGAGGCUGUCUGCUACCCGAAGUUUCCAAGCACGAUGCUCUACAAGCUUUACCAAGCGGAGACCGUAUUGCUGACGUAUCUUUUACCCCUGGGAGUUAUCCUCUUCACGUACCUCAGCAUACGGAGGCGCCUGAACGAAAGCAUUGCUUUACACAGUCAGAUUCGCCGAGAAUCUCGCAACCCUGGCUCAUCGGCGCCGGACAGAACAAGAUGCGCCAGCGAAAGAAACCACAGAGCACUCAAGGUCUUAACUCCCGUUGUAUUGGUCUUCUUUGCGACAUUACUGCCGUACAACGUUUUCCGUGUAGUGGACAUUUUCCAGGACACUUCACAGUUUGAGUACUUGCUUCUGUUCUUUAAAAUCUGCAUCUUGUUUUUCGUCUGCAACAGCUCGGCUAAUCCCUUGAUAUACGCCCUGUUCAGUGAGGACUUCCGAAAGGCUUUCAAGUGGCAUAUGAGGCAUUGUUCUCCGUCAGGAGAGCUUUCCCGCCUGUUUUCACUUUCAGAGAAAGUGACCUCGAUCCGCGGUCGCAGGACUUUCUUUACUCGCACGAGCGCGCGCAACAAAGAGAGGCCUAGUUCUUCGGCUUCUGACGUCUUUGUGUAAGAGCCCUUAGUUGACUUUUUCACUUUAAAGAAACACUUAUUUACCGUUCUUAUUCAGUUUGUGUGCGAAGCCUGUUUAUUGCAAGGUAUAGAGAGGUCAUUUAUGUCUGGAUAUUUUAAUUUUUCAUUCACGCUCCAGGAAGGCGCGAGCUCGCCAAAUUGGAUUUUCGCAAAUGUGAUAAUGGAUUUUAAAACGUCCCACAGAGCCCCUGCAGUGUCCUGCAGGACAGCGGAAAAUUACAAAGUUGAGAUGAAGAGGAAGCCUAAAUCUAAAUAUUAAACAAUGUGUUGUAAACAAAAUUGUAUUCAGAAACCUUCGGCGUGGCUCGUCGCACGAGUGUGAUCGUCUUGUUUAUAAGUAAUUUUUCAACAGUGCAAGUGUGAAGUAAUAAAACAAAAACGCGAGGUGUUGUUGCCCUGGAAAUUUAUAACAUUAGCGGUUAAUGACAGCAGCUAGAAAGCUAUGAAAGCUAAGUGAUAGUUCAAAAUUAAAACUACUCAAUCAAAAAACGUCGAGAUUGAUGACGAGUUCUAUGUUAAUGCGAGUUUUGUCUCAAUUGAUAGGGGAAAAUUGCCUUCAUUCAUCUAUCAGUUCUUUGUAAAGUUUCUAAGACGAGUUGUUCAAAAGCAUUGUUUCUGUCGUAAAGCUCGGUAAUAGGCGGUCUUCGUACGAAAAUAUAUUUUCAACUUUCUUUGUUUUGCACAAGCGACUCCCACGUGAAGUGGCUUUCGAACAAUGAAAUAACGCGAAGCCACAGCUUUCUGUAUUGUUGCGCUCUCGCCGUUGAUAAACGCUGAGAGAGCCGAGGUCAUCUGAUGGUGACAGGGGGCUUCUGAAAAAGGCUAAAAAACAAAACACUGUAAAUCCUACGCGAGGCGUGUCUGGAGAUAAACUCGCUCCUACUUUGUUACGCCAAAUCUGUUUAACACCUGUAGAAAUAAAACUAUAAACUGAUAAAUUUUAAAUCCCCAUAUCUUUCUUUUUUGUCUUCUCUCAGAAGUCAAUAAAACAACCGGAUUUAGAUCGUAGACAAUGAUAAAUAACCUCAGAUUUUUUCCUAAAUAGAAUCAGCAUGUUACUUCAAAAUAACACGCAAUAUUCUUCACAUCUCAUUUCUUGCCCUAUUUUUUUUUUCCUGAGCAGAUUCUUUCUCAGCGCUGCCUUAAUUGAAGUCUCUCUUCCUAUUUUCCUUUCGUAUAAAUGUAGUUCUAAUUGCACAUUCUGCAAUAUAGUACAAUUUAAUAACCUCUCGUCGUUGGAUAUUUUAAUUAUUUACUCCCAUGUCAGACCAAAAAGCACGGUAAUUCAUUCUUCCUGCGUGCGUGCAAAUUCUAUUUCUUCCUUAUUGUUUCCUCUUAAGAUCUGAACGUGCUGGCACCAAAACUGACAUUAGUGUCACUUCUGUUUCAAUCAAGGGCUUUCUUGUCGACUUUUUGCCUUCGCCAUUUACGUGGAAUGUUAACAGCAUAUCCGACAGACUUUGAAAAAAGGAAACGGCCUUGUUUGUUUUACGAUGCUCUUAGCGAAAUAUUAAAUUUGGCACCCGAGUGUUUUCCUAGCGACCAAAAGUUGCCAUGCGAAAAGUAAACGUGUCAUUAAGCGAGCGCGUUAAAUGUUUUUCUUGUUAUAAAUAUAUCUUUUGGUCGCAAAGCUGGAAUAUUUCCCUUUUCCUGCUGUGGUCUAUUUUCGGUAAAAGCGUUUAAUCGCGUUCCGACAACGAGGCACAUCAUUUUUUCAUUUAUCGUGGUUGGUAAUUGUUAGGUGAAGUCCGUGUCAGAUUUUCAUCCGUGAUGUAGGUUGUAAGUUGCGAAGUUUGUUUCAUAAAUACAUUGUUGAUACUGUAAAAAUCUACUGCUUUCUUGCACUAGUACGUAGUACAAUAUGUAUGUUGACGGUCUACAAUUGUAGGUUCUUUGUUGGGUUAGUGAAAGAACCGCCAUUGAACCGUACUGAGAAGUUGGCCACGCGAAAACUGGGGGGUUUCUUUCGAAAUGCCAUUUUUCCCACACUCGUUUUUUCCGCUUCUUGUUCUUCAGUAAUGUAUUUGUUCGACUGACACGCUUUGGGGUAUUGUAUUUUCCUUUAAGCGUAACCUCUGUUACAGUCACCUUAAAAAGCCCCCAGGCUUUAAAAAAAGAAGAGUGUAUAAAAUAGCGGUAGAGACAAAAGUCAAGUGCACUUAAAUAAAUUUAAAGAUCUUAGAGGCGAUAAGACUUGAAUAGAAACAGCGUUUAAAUUUGCAUGCUCUCUUGUGACAGCAUCGUAGAAUGUUCGCAGCAUUGUUAAAAUUCUUCGCGUAUUUUUGCGUUCAGUUUGUGUCGUUUUAGCAAGAUUCUUGUUUGGAUGGUUAGCGCAAAGGUCGAACUUCUUGGGAGUGUUUUUUUUUUUUCCCUUUAUAAAUAGUAAAUCAGUCAACGCACACUCUUGUUCUCCAAGCGUACACCGAACGUCCUUACACGUUCUUUGACCCCGUCAAAACGACAAACAACAUUCCGGGCGCUAAGUGCUGUUUCAACGAUUAACAUUCAUGCGGGUUAACCUUUGGUUCUUGAAUGUGACCAGGAUCUAUUUUCUCCUUAAUACGUUAAUACAGAGGCAAACAGACGGGUAUUGAGAAUGUUGGAAAUCAUCAGCUCUUGGGUUCCUUCUUGACGGUUCCACCACGUGAUACUCAUUUAACAUUUUGAGGGAAGGAGUGUUCAAAUUGCUCAGGAAACUGCAAACGUGUUUUUUUUUUUAGAAACAACUGAUUAUUAUAAAUGUAACAAUAGCGUCAUUAGAUUUAGAAGCAGUUUAACUGUACGUGAAGGAAUCUGGGUUGUUUGAACGUUUUAAAGGAGGAAAUACUCUUCAGCAGCGAAUAAAAGUUGCCUUAUCUGUGCAGGAAAAAAUUACUUUCCUGUUUUCCUUGUGUUUAGUUAUUUUAUUGCUCUAUUACCGGCUAUUUUGUAAUCUUUGUUUUGAUUCUUUUAUAUCUUACUUUGACUGAAGAUGUUUUAAGUCCGGUGAUUGUUAAAAGCUUUGAAGUUGUCAUCAGAGGCGAAGAAUGGUUUGUUACUCAUGACACUAACUGUAUUUUCAGAAACAUUACUCGCUCUUUGCGAUACACAACGAUUUUUAUCGAUCGCCUAUCGACUUACCGUUUAUGAAAGCUUCUCUUUUUGUUUGAAAGACUUCAGUGACUUAGAGAACAAAUGUAGUAUUUCGUGGAAUCUUUUUUUUUUUAUGGUCGGCUUUCUGUUCUUACACCAAACGCAGAUAAGAUGUGUUUAUUCAUAUUCGAUCCACCUUCUUGUAUUCGAUUCCAAGAGGAGGGAAAAAGGACUAGAAAAGAUGAUCUGCUGAGCGGCGGGCAAGUUAGACGACCGCGUCAAGUAAUUCUUAACAUUUGUACUCUAAAUUUUCGAGUAAAACGUCAUUAAUUUUGUUUAAAAAAAUAUGUUGCGAUACAAAUACUCUAAACUUUGAAAGCAACCCGACUUACGUUUUUUGAUAAUUUUGUGGUCUAAAUAUUUAUUAUAACCCAUUUUUCGUCAUCUCCGCCAUCUUAUCCGCGAUUCGUAAUGGCGUCUUUGAGGUCGUUUCUUGCGCAUUGUUCGGCCAUUAUCGCUUAUGUGCCCUGCACGUCUCAAAUGCGGCUUCCUUUGACUGCAAUCACUUAUUGCCUUUUCUCGUGUAUUAUUCCAGCGUGUUUCAGACACUAAUUUACACAGUGGGUUAUUUGGUUUAUUCGCUUCUUGUUUAGGUUAGAUUUGGUGCUGUGAUAAGGACUUCCAUGGUUUUAUUACGUGUGUUUUUAAUCUUAAUAUACCAUGUAGAAUCGUCAACAUCUGAUUGUUAACUCCUGACCUAUCACAUUUUAAUCUCGGAAGUUCUUCCGCUAAUUCCUUUAUCUCCUUCAUACAGCUAUCCAAAAUUAAAAUCUAAACUGGUCAGUGUAAAACGCAGACUGCGGACUGCAGACUACGGACCGGGUGUAAAGUACAGACCGAGUGUAAAAUGCAGACCGCAGACCACAGACCACGGGUAAAAUGCAGAUUGUAGACUGAAUCGUGAACUGGUUAACGAAGCUGAGCUAACCGUAAACGGGUUAAUCGGAGCGUUAUUCAGGCUAUCUGGCGUGCAGGCUUUCACUACGAUUAGUCUGAAUAACCCCGUUUACGGUUGGCAGUCGAUUAUGGAAAUAACACAAUAUAUACUUUGCAAUCUGCAGUCUGUAGUCCGUAGUCUUCGUUUUACACUGACCGAAAUCUACACUGGCUGUUGCAGGCUGUCGCUUUCCCGGAGAUCUGCCGCAACUUGAUGAACGUUCUUCCAAAAAUGGCGCACGAAAUAAAUAGGCCAUUUCCGAGUUUACCUCGUGCCUCAGUUUCAAAACGAGUCCUCGUGCAAAAUCUU
Molecule: messenger RNA, 10913 nt
Organism: Orbicella faveolata
Lineage: Eukaryota; Metazoa; Cnidaria; Anthozoa; Scleractinia; Merulinidae
Product: galanin receptor type 1-like
Biological process (GO): G protein-coupled receptor signaling pathway
Cellular component (GO): membrane
Molecular function (GO): G protein-coupled receptor activity
Source: RefSeq, a predicted model, not a curated record